Herpailurus yagouaroundi (jaguarundi) is the source of this 366-nucleotide messenger RNA. RefSeq names its product 60S acidic ribosomal protein P1-like. The record is from RefSeq and is a predicted model, not a curated record. Gene Ontology annotation, cellular component: cytosolic large ribosomal subunit; ribosome. Gene Ontology annotation, molecular function: protein kinase activator activity; structural constituent of ribosome; ribonucleoprotein complex binding. Gene Ontology annotation, biological process: cytoplasmic translation; translational elongation. NCBI's taxonomy places the organism in Eukaryota, Metazoa, Chordata, Mammalia, Carnivora, Felidae.
AUGUCCAAUGUCAGUGGGGCAGGCAAGAUGCUGCUUAAAGCACUCACCCACGCCAUUGCCUCCGUCUUGGACCCUGCCUGCAUCUGCUUGGCCCUCAUCCUACACGAUGAUGAGGUGACUGUCACAAAGAAGAUCAAUGCCUUCAUUAAAGCAGCCGGCGUAAAUGCCGAACCUUUCGGGCUGGGUUUGUUUGCAAAGGCCCUGGUCAAUGUCAACAUGGAGAGCCUCAUCUGCAACGUAGGGGCUGGUGGACCUGCACCAGCAGGAGGUCCCGCUCCCGUACCAGCUGAGGAGUAGAAAGCGGAAGCAAAGAAAGAAGAAUCAAAGGAGUCUGAGGAUGACAUCAGUUUUGGUCUUUUUGACUAA